Molecule: messenger RNA, 4206 nt
Organism: Seriola aureovittata
Lineage: Eukaryota; Metazoa; Chordata; Actinopteri; Carangiformes; Carangidae
Gene: tcf7
Product: transcription factor 7
Exons: 13
Coding region: 293-1918 (541 amino acids)
Biological process (GO): regulation of transcription by RNA polymerase II; canonical Wnt signaling pathway
Cellular component (GO): beta-catenin-TCF complex
Molecular function (GO): RNA polymerase II cis-regulatory region sequence-specific DNA binding; DNA-binding transcription factor activity, RNA polymerase II-specific
Source: RefSeq, a predicted model, not a curated record
UGUCAAUCAUCCGGUCGGCGCCCUUUGAUGCCUAGUGUCUUGGGCUCAAAUGAGCUGUUUGCUGUUGUAGGGAAACAUUAGUCCUCUACCGACCAACCAGCCGGGGGACGCCACAUCUCAACUUUUUUUCUGUAUGCGGUGGGGGUUUCUGCACUUUGGAGGCGCCCCAGACUGAGGAGAUUUAACGCAAAAGUCCCCUGAUUCUUUUCUUUAUUUAUACUUUCUUGUUAUUGUUAUUUUGUCCUCUUUUUUUUUAAAAAAAGUGUGAAAUAUCGCAAGGGGGGACGUAGACAUGCCUCAGCUCAGCAGCGGCGGCGGGGACGACCUGGGAGCGAAUGAUGAGAUGAUAUCGUUCAAAGACGAAGGAGAGCAAGAGGAGAAAAUCCAAGAAAAUGCGUUCACGGAGAGAGACCUGGCCGACCUCAAGUCCUCUCUGGUGAACGAGUCGGAAAUAAAUCAAAGUCCGAACGCAGCGGCGGUCAGACGGGGACAGCAAGGCGAGCAGAGGGGCUUCGCAGAGAAACACCGGGAGCACCUUGACGGUGUGUCGAAGCAGCAAGAUGGAGGCAUGUACAAGACACCGGCGUAUCCUGGGUAUCCAUUCCUGAUGCUGCCCGACCCCUAUCACCCCAACAGCUCAGUUUCUCCAUCUUCCAACAAAGUGUCGGUGGUGCAGCAGUCUCAUGGGAUGCACCCGCUGACGUCCCUCCUGCCCUACAGCAACGAACACUUCAGCCCGAGUCCUCCACACCUGCCCACAGACAUGAGCCAGAAGACAGGCGUUCACAGGCACCAGUCCCAGGACCUCUCAGGGUACUACUCCCUCCCUCCAGGCGGUGUUGGCCAGAUCACUCCCUCCAUGGGCUGGCAGAGCCAGCCAGUCUAUCCUGGCCUGUCCCCCUGUGGAUUCAGGCAACCCUACUCCUCCAACCUCCCCAGCGCCUCCUCCUACUCCAGGUUCCCUCACUCUCUGAUGUUGGGCCCAUCAGGCAUGCAUCCUACAGGGAUCCCCCACCCGGCCAUAGUGCCCCCUACAGGCAAACAGGAGCACGACCAGUAUGACAGGGGCAUGUACGUGAAGCAGCAGGUGGAGCCCAAGCGGGAGAAGGAGCCCAAGAAGCCGGUCAUCAAGAAACCCCUGAACGCCUUCAUGCUCUACAUGAAGGAGAUGAGGGCAAAGGUCAUCGCAGAGUGCACGUUAAAGGAGAGCGCCGCCAUCAACCAGAUUCUGGGGCGGAGGUGGCAUGCGCUGACCCGGGAAGAGCAGGCCAAGUACUACGAGUUGGCCAGGAAAGAGAGACAACUCCACAUGCAGCUCUACCCGACCUGGUCUGCCAGGGACAACUAUGAGGCGGGCCUUAGCGGGGUCGCAGGGGAAAAGAGUAAAGCUGAUUGGGGCAAGAAGAAGAGGAGAAAAAGGGAGAAGCAACAGGACUCCAACACAGACCCGGGCUCUCCUAAGAAAUGCCGGGCUCGCUUCGGCCUCAACCAACAAACGGACUGGUGCGGUCCUUGCAGGAGGAAAAAGAAGUGCAUUCGCUACCUUCAAGGAGGAGGCUGCCCCAGCCCAACUUCUUCAGAUUUAAGUGCUAUAGACUCUCCCCCCUCCUCUUCCCCCGCCCGCCACCCUCUCUACCAGCACCAGCGCCAGCGCCCCCACUCCCCGGGCUGCUCCCCACCGCCCACCUCCCCGUCAACACGCCUUCCCUUGUCUCCGCCAACGCACACACGCUCGCACACACGCUUGCCCCUGGAGCAGUCUGCUGGCAAGCGCAGUGACUUCCAGCAGCCUCCAACGACCAAACACACCCACACACACCUGGAACUGUCCGGCAAGCAGACGCACAGCUCGACGACUGCACUGUCUGCUGCCAAGGCCGCGGGACUUUCUCUCAAAGUGCUAACAGAGACUCAGUGAUCCAGUCGGCACACAUCCCUGACCCUGUUCAGCUCAGCAUCGUCCAGAGCCAUGAAGAUCACCUUCCUCCACCUGCCUUCAUUUUCACAUUCAUCUAUACCUUUUGUCAGAUUUAAAGAGAGAGAGUGACCGAGGUAGGAAGGACGGUGGGGCCAUCCUUCAGUCCAUGGUGACAGCCGGCAUUGGCCCAUAGUGAGAUAUUAGCUGUGUCUUAGUUCAGAGGCUGAUUUCUCCAGAGUCUGCGUUUCAAGGCCAUGUACAUCAUUAACAGGUCAACAGGGCUUAGUCCUUCUCGAAGCCUCCUUCACCCGUUCAGUUCUUUCAUCGAGCAUUCAGGAAAUCCUUGACAACCUGAAAGACAUCAUGUUAACCAGACAUGUGGUUCACCAGUCGCUGGGAGAUAUAACACGUUAUCUAAACAAAUGCAAGAGGCUGUUUUAAAAUGCAAAAAGAAUCUAUUUAUUAUAUGUACAAAAAGAAACAUACCAGCUCCUCCCUAUGAGAAUGACUUCUCAGUAAUGAACUUUGAAAUUAUUGAUUUGGAAGUUGACCAAGACCAACUGAAUACUCCUGAGUAUUUGCCCAUGACGCUGACCUGUCCCAUUUGGAAGAGAAGGCAAAGACUUGGCCUGGAGGGUCCCACCCCUGAAUUGGUGACUGAAACCCUGCCAGCUCCAGACCACACAACUCCAGUUGUUCGGAGGCAGUCCUGCGCUGAAGGCAGAAUUCAUCUGGAGCCUAAAACAAGUGGUUGUUUGGCUCCAUCUGCUGCAGUUAAACUCUGCUAAAGUCAUUAGUUUUACCUUAAGGACUGCUGUGCCUCUGAGAAGUAAUUUUACAAAUAAGUCGUUAGCACCUUCGCGCCUUUUUCUGUUUUUUUGCUUGUUUGUUUUACAGCUGACCCUGUGCUUUGACCUCCAUGACAAUCAUAAAAUGUUUUGCAAAUGAGCUCUUAAUCAAAUGAACCACAUCAACAGGCCUGUAAAAAAAAAAAAAUUAAUUAAAAAAAGGGCCAGAUUUACCCUGCAGAGAGAAGUCAAGCUGCAAGAGCUAACUUGGCAUCAAUGCGAGAGAGAGGGUUGUUGCACAAGACUCACAGUGUUGUUACAUACGUGUUUUCCCCCACAUGUGGGGGCCCAUAGUGACAAAGGAGAUGCCAGCGCCUUUGCCUCUUUUACAUAUCACCAUUACAGCUAUCACUGACAUACUACCCAUCAUCCAUCACUAUUACUGAGACCAAACCGUUAAUCCAUGAGAGGGGAGCAGAGACCAACAGCCAGCCAGCCUGACCAGCAGAACCUCAGCUCUGAAGAGGGACAGAGUCACUCUUGUAGCUGCCAUUUUGUUAACUGUUUGUUUCAUUACCUGUCCAAACAUUUUGAUAAAUACCUGUGCAGCUCCUUUGACAGAAAAAAUUGAUUUAAAGCAGGUUAAAAAAAAGAAAGUCUCAGAUUCACAAGACAGAAGUCCCUCUUUCAGUUACAUUAUUUCUUUUAGGCACUUUCACUCUGUCAGUCUCUUGCUUUAUCAACUCUUACAUUUUUGUUCUGUUUUCUCCUAAUUUGAGGUAUUUGUGUAUAAAUCUGUUUUUUGUUUUUUUUUAAGGUCAAAUGUUUUUGCUGGUGAGGAAACCCUCGAAGACAAGUCUGUUUUCCUUUGACUGAACAUUUUGCAGCUCCAUUAAUUAAUCUGAGACCAAAUGGGUACUAUUAUAUUGCAUUGUGUUGUAAAGUUUUAUAAAUGUGGCAAUUCCCUAUUAUAAUUAAACUUUUAUAUGUUUUUAUGUAAAAAAAAAAAAAAAAAAAAAAAAAAAAGUGAAAUGACUAAAAAAAAAAAAAAGAAAAAAAACUUCUAGUUUCGACCAUUUCUUAAAGCAAUACAUUUUGUGUUUGUCCUCUCGUGCAGAGUUUUACUUUUGGUCAGGUGUUACUGCAGCAGCGUUCAAAUGAUAUCUUAUGUUCUCAAUCUGUGCAUGUUCCAACUUUAAUGUAACAAGAAGACAUUUUGACUAAAAAGGCUUUAAUUUACUGUUCUGCUUGAAGCUUCAGACUCAGCUUACGACUCUGUGGACAAACUGUAGGCUGAGCUUUUGUACAGCAAAACUGUUUUCCUCCAGCAGAGAGAGCUCUUGUGCUAGAAAUAGCUUGUUAAUUUGAGGUCGUUCACAUCAGUAGUGGGAACACCUCAAACAUGUCUUUUGUAUUUUUUAUGCCUUGGACGCCUCUGAUGUAUUACUUGUUUGUUUGUUUUUUUUGGUUGAUGUAUUAAAAGUGUUUUGAAUAACUUGU